Messenger RNA from Nematolebias whitei (Rio pearlfish), 3212 nucleotides. RefSeq names its product dihydropyrimidinase-related protein 5. The transcript has 14 exons. Bases 77 to 1780 code for a protein of 567 amino acids. Lineage: Eukaryota; Metazoa; Chordata; Actinopteri; Cyprinodontiformes; Rivulidae. The record is from RefSeq and is a predicted model, not a curated record. Gene Ontology annotation, cellular component: cytoplasm; cytosol. Gene Ontology annotation, molecular function: hydrolase activity, acting on carbon-nitrogen (but not peptide) bonds, in cyclic amides.
CGCGCACUCGGCUGCUGCUCGGUAACGGACAAGCUCCGGAGGAGGAGGGUGUCGGAAUCCGUAAAGAAAAGGGACUAUGGCUGCUAACAUGGGGUCUAUGCGUAUCCUCAUUAAAGGAGGGAAGGUGGUCAAUGAUGACUUCACACAGGAAGCAGAUGUUUACAUUGAGAACGGCAUCAUACAACAGGUCGGAAAGGAACUUAUGAUACCUGGUGGAGCCAAGGUGAUCGAUGCUUCGGGGAAGCUGGUGUUACCUGGUGGAAUAGACACCUGCGUGCAUCUGCAGCAAACAUUUAUGAACGCCAGCAUUCAGGAUGACUUCUACAGUGGCACUAAGGCGGCUCUGAUGGGCGGCACCACCAUGGUGAUGGGUCUGGUCCUGCCUGAACAACACUGCUCCCUGGUGGACGCCUACGAGAAGUGUCGGGCCCUGGCUGACGCCAAGGCGUGCUGCGACUACGCUUUGCAUGUUGGGGUGACCUGGUGGGGACCCAAGGUUCGUAAUGAGAUGGAAGCCCUGUUGAGGGAGCAUGGAGUGAACUCCUUCCAGAUGUUCAUGGCCUACAAAGACCAGAUGAUGCUUCGGGAUUCAGAACUCUAUCAGACGCUGCAGACCUGUAAGGACAUCGGCGCCAUUGCACGUGUCCACGCUGAAAACGGAGAGCUGGUGGCAGAGGGUGCCCGAGAGGCUCUGGAGCUGGGCAUCAGUGGACCAGAGGGAAUAGAGAUCAGCCGACCAGAGGAGCUCGAGUCUGAAGCUACUCACAGGGCUAUCACAAUCGCCAACCGGGCUCGCUGCCCCAUCUACCUAGUGAAUACAUCCAGUAUGUCUGCUGGAGACAUGAUUGCUGCAGCUAAGAUGCAGGGUAAGGUGGUCCAUGCAGAGACGACAGUGGCUCACGCUGUGCUGAAUGGGAUGCAGUACUACCACCAGGACUGGGCUCAUGCUGCCGCUCACGUCAUCGUCCCACCUCUACGCCUGGACCCAAACACCCCCAGCUACCUCAUGGGCCUGCUGGGAAAUGACACUCUGAGCGUUGUGGCUUCAGAGCACCGUCCGUUUCUCACCAAGCAGAGAGCUUUGGGCAAAGAAGAUUUCACUAAAAUCCCUCAUGGAGUGGCUGGAGUCCAGGACAGGAUGAGUGUCAUCUGGGAGAGGGGAGUGGUUACAGGGAAGAUGGAUGAGAAUCGUUUUGUGGCCGUGACCAGCUCCAACGCCGCAAAGAUCUACAAUUUAUAUCCACGUAAAGGGCGUAUUAUCCCCGGAGCGGACGGUGACGUCGUGGUGUGGGACCCAGAUGCAACAAGGACGAUCUCUGUGAGCACUCAGGCGCAGGGAGGAGACUUCAACCUGUACGAAGGGAUGCGCUGUCACGGCGUUCCCCUGGUCACCAUCAGCCGGGGACGUUUGGUGUGUGAGAACGACGUGUUCAUGUGCGCCGAAGGAUCCGGGAAGUUCUACCCACAGCGCAUUUUUCCCGACUACCUUUAUAAGAAGAUGGUCCAGCGAGAGAAGAAUCAGGCCUACAAAGGGGUAGAAAGGGAUCCUUAUGCCGGUGACGUGGCCAAAGUUGCCAACGCGAUGAAGAAGGAGCUCGGUUUGAGCCCCAUAGAUGGAGAAUCGUCCAACAAAUCCAGCAGCCGAGUUCACCAGGGAGUCCGAGACCUGCACGAAUCCUCCUUCACACUUUCAGGGGCUCAAGUCGACGACCACAUCCCGAAGAGGUCCUCCGCUCGGAUCCUGGCCCCUCCCGGUGGCCGCUCCAGUGGGAUUUGGUAAUCAGUGGUGCCGGAGCUCCACCUGUCCAAGCCUCUGUGUUUUAGUAUAUUUCAAAACAACCAGGAAAACUGCACUGAUUUUCCACCACAGAAAUGAGUUAAAAAUAGAUUCAAGCAUGAGUCGGAUCCAUUUUGGUUUUAAAAAAAGUGAGUUUUAAAUCUACUUUGUGGUUUAAUUGAUUUUACUUGAUCAGUUCUAUGAAAGUGAAGGAACAUUUACAAUUUUUAAACGAUUUACCAAAUUCAAGCUAAUCUUACUAAUAACUGCUCAUUAUGAACCUUAAUGCAUAACUGGGCAGAAAACCCAAACUACCCUGUGAAAGAUCAAAACCAGUACAGUUUUUAAUGGUUUGAACUGAAGUGAUGUUGACCGAAGUAUUUAAAGUUAAGUGGAAUCAGUGAAAUAUCGUUCACACGUAUCACACACACACGCGUAUAGUGCACCGUAGAGACCAUAGCUUUAGUUUUGUGUGAAGAUGUGCGUGGAUUCUGUUUGUGAUGAAACCACCCGCUCCGUUCGGCUCCCGCUGAACUGCUGAGAGGGCUCUUUGUUUCCAGAGGACGACCAGUCGCUGUGUGGUGAUGAAAUCCAACUGCUUCAACACCGUGUCACCUUUUAAAAAGACUUGACUCCAUCUGUCUCUGAACUCUCACUGCCUCUAACUGAACACACAUCCUGCGACCGCCCUGCCUCACCUGAAGUGUCGUUGGGUCUGCAGAGUUUUAAAUCCUGUGGUCUUUUCUAGGAUUGUAUAACCGUCCCAGUAAGAGCUAAAUCUAGUUCUGUAGACCUGGCAAACGUAAUACACUUUAGUUUUUUUUUAAGUUAGAGUUCAUUGUAAGGUUAAAAGAGGGGACAUUUUCUGUCAGAUUUUUCUGCUAACCUAGAUUAGAACAAUAAGGGUUAUUGUAAUUUACAUGAAUGGAGGUUCUCAUUCCAGAGGGAUUACUUAGAGGCGUCUGAGUAAAAACAAUAAACACAAAGAAGUUGUUUCAAAGCCUGCUCUAAUCAGACAUGAAUAAUUCUUCUGAAGGCUGUACACCUCCAACGCAGAAAGUUGGUUAAAAAUAACGUGCUGAAAUAUUUUCUGUAUUUUUGUGGGUUUUGUUGCUCGUAAGGUCAGUUUCGUUUAAAACACUAAAUGAAAAAAUAAAACGGCCGCAGUUUCUCCCAGCUGUGACUGUUGGUCUGUUUUAAGUGACAGGUUUAUCUUCCAUCAGUUGUCUGGAGUCGAACAUCGAUGCAAGGAACGCGUUCGACUCCUUUCUCGUCAGUGCAGCGUAGCUUCACAACACAAAAAUUAAUCAUAUCCUGUUACAGAUGCACAACAUUGUUGAUGCUAAUGUAUCAUGUAGGAUUUUUUUUACUUUAUAAGACAAUAAAUUACCUAAUUUUGGUAAAAGUGUUUCUUCUGAUGAAGUCACGAACACGC